GUUAUUGCGACCUUUCAACUUUGACAGCUCUCGUAUUUGGUAAGGACACAGCUCUGGUGUUGGUCUUCGUCGUCAAGACGACGAGUCUGUUUCCGCUUCCUGUGGACCAGAAAAAAAAAGUCUGAAAUCUUCUUGGGAUUGGAUUUCUGCUUGCUGCAAACAAGGCUUUUAUUCAAAAUAAAAUAAAAAAUACGAAGAUAAAUACAUUCCUACCGUUAUAGGUUUGCUACCAUGAAGAAGACUGGUAAAAUAUAAAUCGGUUUAAUACAACACGAUAUAUGUAUUUUAAGAACAUCAGUAAUAGCGAAAUUUCCGCAGUCAGCAGGUAUUGUUGUUAUUUUCUUGGGGGGCCUGUGAAAAAUGGAAAAGGAAGAAUCCGACAGUCUAAUAGAGAAAGCAAAGCUGUGUUUGCGGUCCGGACGAAGAGAUAAAGCGCUGCAGUUAUUAUACAAAGCACAGAAAUUGUACCCAAGUACGAGGGCACGAGCUUUAAUAGAUGCAAUCACACAGAAUGGGAGUGCAGCUGGUGGAGGGAGUAGCAUUCCUGAAUAUCAAGGAAGGAGGAAGCCUGGUAAUGAAGACGAGCCUGUACAUGGGACAGGGGGGGACGCUCAGAGCUACACUGAAGAGCAGGUGCAGGGCGUUCACAGGAUAAAGAAAUGUAAGGAUUAUUAUGAGAUCCUGGGUGUAACCAAAGAUGCCAGCGAUGAAGAUUUGAAGAAAGCCUACAGGAAACUGGCACUGAAGUUUCAUCCAGAUAAAAACUGUGCCCCUGGUGCAACAGAUGCAUUUAAAGCAAUAGGCAAUUCGUAUGCAGUCCUCAGCAAUCCAGAGAAGCGCAGGAGAUACGAUCAGUUUGGGGAUGAGCAGCAGAUGGAGAACACAGCGCACACAGCACACCACCACAACUUCUACAGGGAGUUUGAAGCAGACGUCACACCAGAGGAGUUGUUUAAUAUAUUCUUUGGAGGAAGGUUUCCUACAGGAAAUAUCCAUGUGUAUACAAACAGAGGAGCAUCGUUCAGUCAUUAUUACCAACCCCGUCGUCAUCGAAUGAAUGAGAGGAGGGAGGAGGAAGCAGAAGAAAAUAGAAGCCAGAACACUUUCACAGCAUUUCUCCAGCUGUUACCAGUGCUAGUGCUCAUAUUCAUCUCCGUCAUAACCCAGCUGAUGGCAUCCAAUCCUCCCUACAGUUUAUUCUAUAAACCCGCUUUAGGUCUGGUUGUGUCAAGAGAAACACAAAACUUGGGAGUGCCAUAUUACGUGGACAAAGGAUUUGAAAAGGAAUACCAAGGAGCCUCACUAAGAGAGCUAGAAAGCACUAUUGAGACCGAUUACAUUGAUUACCUUCAAACCAGCUGCUGGAAGGAUAAGCAGCAAAAAACUGAUUUGGCCAAUUUAGGGAGAUUAUACAGGGAUGAGCGACUGAAGCAGAAAGCAGAUUCAAUGAAGCUUGAAAACUGUGAAAAACUGAACAGGCUGAUUGGGAGGCAAAGAGGGGAAUGAAACAGGUGUCCCUGCUCAAUUCAGGCUGAGCCUUGAAUCCUCCUCCUCUUGUCAGGGCAGUGGGAUUUCAAUUCAAAUCAUUUCAAGUUUGUAAAUAUGUUAGAUUGCACACAACGUUAGCUUCAUCUUAGAUUGAAUGACUGGUGAACAUAUUUCAAGGUGUGUAGAUGGUGAAUGAGGUUUGUCACCCUGACAGAGAGAGAUACAGCAUUCUCUUUGUGUGUGUGUGGUUUGCACCUGUUUGAAAAGGAAAUCCCUUUUAUUUUCCUUAUAUUAAGGAAUAGCAUUACUGUAAGCAUCCAUUGCUUUUCUUGUAACUUAUUUGCGCACACACACACACUGCUAAAAUAACUUGAUGUUACGUUACUCAUCACAGUCCAUUUAUAUUCUGUAGUAAGUUAGCAUGAGGACAAAUACACAAAAGACAUGUUUGUUAUGUUUCAUAUUUUUGUCUCAGGAAUGUGGCCUAGUUCAAACAAUUCAUGACUCGUUUUAGGAAAAGUAACACUUUUUUGUGUCUUCAAACAAAAUCUGCUUUUGGUAAUGUGUUUUUUCCCUUCCCUCAGUUUAAAUCAGAAGUCGUACAACCAAAGCUUUAGACGCUUCCUCAGCACUCAUGAGCAUAGCUAUCAUCCCUAAUGGUUGUUGUGACUGUUAUGUAUGUGAAGCCCACCUGCAUUCCUCUCCCAUGCCCUUCUUGUGUUACAGUAUAGGACCCUGCAUCGUUUCCAAUGGGGUGGGGUUGCUCUGGUCCCAUUAUCAUUAACGCAGUGUUGAGAUCCUGUAUAUGGGCUUCUCCUCACGCUAUGCCAAUGACAAAGAACAAUGUGAAAUCCUUGCUUGAACACAUUUAAGCAUCUUUAUUUGGAUUGGCGGUGAUGUGUUCCCUAUACUUUAGAUCUAGGAAAUUGUGGAAUUCGAUGACUUUGUAUUCUUGUGUAUCGUGUUGUUUUCCUUUUCCCAUGCGAGGUGUUGGUUGUCGUCCGUGUCGCUGCCUCUAUUAAGCAACCACUUCUGAAGUAGAAAUUAAACAAAUGAAUUAUGUACCAUAAUGAACACCCUUUUAAUAGAAAUAUUUGUAAAUGACAAAGGCACAUAUGGACAAUAUUACAUCAGACAAUACCUGUAACAAGUACUGGGACAGGGGAUGGGUAUUGCCUGUUUUGCCUCGCUUGCUUCCUCAUUAAAAAACUAUAAUCAUACAAUGCAGACACAAUACAUUGUAAUACCACAUUGGGAUAGUCACCUUGGCAGAAACCUGUUAUAGGGUUAAAAUAAACACCAAACCCCAUGGAUUAUUCAGUCUCAGUACUUGGAGGGCAGUGUAUGAUGUGAUGCUGGGUGAUUUAAAACCUUCACCCAUCAUUCUUGUUGAUGUACUCUGAUCUUAAACCUCUCCUGUCUUCACAUUUCUGAAUUCCAGCAUGUUCAGACACUUCUACCCAAUCCUUCCUUUAUAUAUUUGUGUGUAUCUGUCCACUGAGUCAGUGGCCACAGCGGGGUGCAGAGCUAGCAGGAGUGUCGCCUCACCUCUCUGUAAGCAGACGAGCACAUUUCAGUCCUGCCCAUUCAGUCAUGAGCCUGUCAUAAGCAGCUGCCAGCUGCCAGCUGUACUGAAUUGUGUGGUGUUUGUGUGGCGAGGUUGAGAUCACUAACCUCAUUUUGAUCCAGAGGUGAAAGGCACAAGAGGCUAGUGAAUUUGCACACAUCUUUAUCAAACCCAUUCAGCCUCUUUUGCUCCUUUUCAGUCUCUGCACUUUAUAUAAGCUAGAAAUGUGAUACCUGUAAAUGUAUAUGUACAUUUUGUAAAAAAAAAAUGUAUUUAUUUAAAGUGUACAUGGGUUAACCCCCUUUGGACAGGCAUGGUGUAAAAAAGACAAUUUUAUUGUGUAAAUGUUUCUGCUAUGACUGGUCAAAAACCCUUCACUGAUAAGGAUGGAAACUGUUUCUUAAGACAUUAAACAUUCUGUCUGA
This is a messenger RNA of Acipenser ruthenus (sterlet), 3480 nucleotides long. RefSeq names its product dnaJ homolog subfamily C member 18. Gene Ontology annotation, biological process: cellular response to misfolded protein. Gene Ontology annotation, cellular component: endoplasmic reticulum membrane. The record is from RefSeq and is a predicted model, not a curated record. Gene Ontology annotation, molecular function: Hsp70 protein binding. The coding region runs from base 361 to 1506 and encodes 381 amino acids. The transcript has 8 exons. Lineage: Eukaryota; Metazoa; Chordata; Actinopteri; Acipenseriformes; Acipenseridae.